This is a messenger RNA of Mangifera indica (mango), 2737 nucleotides long. Its product is annotated as ferric reduction oxidase 7, chloroplastic-like. NCBI's taxonomy places the organism in Eukaryota, Viridiplantae, Streptophyta, Magnoliopsida, Sapindales, Anacardiaceae. The transcript has 9 exons. The coding region runs from base 329 to 2530 and encodes 733 amino acids. Gene Ontology annotation, cellular component: plasma membrane. Gene Ontology annotation, molecular function: oxidoreductase activity. The record is from RefSeq and is a predicted model, not a curated record.
AACUCAGAUGGCUGCUAGUGUUAUUUGUCUACACUUGUAAUCUGUUGAUUCUGGUGGGAAUUCAUUUCUCAUCAGAUUUUUUAAGCAAUCUGUGGACACUCUUCUACCUUUUUUUUGUGGCUUUGUUUUAGUUAUCCUCAAGUCCAAAUCUUUUCAUGUGUGAAACGACAAAUCCUUAAUAUACUUGGCUUCUGUGGGACUGGGUUCCACAAAGUUUGGAUUUUUUUCCGAUCUUUACCUGUAUUUAUGUAGCUUUUGGACUUCUGGGUUCACUCAUCAGCACACUGCACGCCAGAGAAAACGCUGAAAAAGAAGUGAUUUUGUUGCCAUGGACGAACCUCUUCUUCAAAAUGGAGGUGUUGAGGCUGUUUAUGUGAAGAAGACGUCUCUUUUUGUAUCAUCAGUCAAAUGGGUUCUCAAGUUUGUGAUGUGCGUGGUUUUUGUUGCUUGGAUUGCUUUCAUAUUUGUGUACCCGUCAGAAUUAGGUACCCAACUGUUUGAGAUAUGGAUUAAAGCCACCACUGGAACCGUUUUCGGUGUUACAGGGAGCAUAUUUUUGAUAUUCAGUGGACCAGUCCUUGUUAUUGCAUUUCUUUCCAUUAUGCAUCUUACUCUCUCAGGGGAAGAGGACCUCCCAAGGAAGAAGACUUCAAAAUAUCCGCGAUUUCGGUUGUGGACGUUUCCUGUGCUUGUGGAUGGACCAUUUGGAGUUGUAUCUGCGGCUGAGUUUGUUGGGAUUGUCCUGUUUGUUGUGUUCAUAAUUUGGGCUGUUUAUGCUUACACCAUGACUAAUUUCAGUACCCUAUCCAAGUUCCAAAUUCCUUCUAAAGAGAAAAGUCUUUUGAUGUUAGAAUUAUCUGGACUGCGCUUUGGUAUGAUUGGAUUACUUUGCUUGGCAUUUUUGUUUCUCCCGGUUGCAAGAGGUUCUGUUCUUCUCCGCCUGGUAGACAUCCCUUUUGAGCAUGCUACUAAAUAUCAUGUGUGGCUGGGACAUCUCACCAUGCUGCUUUUCACUCUUCAUGGGCUAUUUUAUGUUAUUGCAUGGGCUAUUCAAGGUCGUCUCCAAAAGGAACUACGGGCGUGGGCAAAUUAUGGUGUUGCUAAUCUUCCAGGAGUUAUCAGCCUUUUAGCUGGACUGAUGAUGUGGGUGACAUCACUUCAUCCUGUGAGAAAGCAGUUUUUCGAGUUGUUCUUCUACACGCAUCAGUUAUAUGUAGUCUUUGUUGUCUUCCUGGCACUGCAUGUUGGUGAUUUCAUUUUUAGUAUAGCUGCUGGAGGAAUAUUUCUUUUCAUACUUGAUCGCUUUCUGAGGUUCUGCCAAUCAAGAAGGACAGUGGAUGUACUUUCAGCCUCGUGCCUUUCCUGUGGGACUGUGGAAUUGGUUGUUUCAAAACCAGCAAGUAUGCGGUACAAUGCCCUCAGUUUCAUUUUCCUUCAGAUUCGAGAAUUAUCUUGGUUGCAGUGGCAUCCUUUCAGUGUCUCCUCUAGUCCUCUAGAUGGUAAAUAUCAUCUGUCUGUUCUCAUAAAGGUUCUUGGAGAAUGGACAGAGAAGUUAAGGGGAAAUAUUUUGAAAAUAUCCAAGGCUGAAUCCGAACAAGAGCUACUUAAUACCAAGAUAACAGCUUCUGUGGAGGGACCAUAUGGACAUGAAUUGCCUUACCACUUAAUGUAUGAGAACCUUAUCUUGGUGGCCGGUGGCAUUGGAAUUUCACCAUUCUUGGCUAUUAUAAGUGAUAUUCUCCACCGUGUAAGGGAACAGAAACCUUGUCUUCCAAGAAAGAUUUUGAUUGUUUGGGCGGUCAAGAAAUCAAAUGAGCUUCCUCUUCUUUUAAAUCUUGACAUGGAAUCAAUAUGCCCGUCUUACUCUAACAAACUAAGUAUUCAGUCUUGCAUAUAUGUCACACGAGAAUCAGAACCUCCAUUGGAGGAGGGUAUGCAUCACAAGGCUAUAAGCUCUUCAGUUUAUCGUGUCUCCAAUGGUUGUGGCAUGUCGGUUUUGGUUGGUACAGGAGAUAAUAUAUGGUCUGGGCUAUAUGUUAUCUCAUCUACGUUAGGAUUUAUUAUUUUGGUGGCUCUGUUGAAUAUCUUCUAUGUAAACCGCUUUAGCAUUGAUACAUGGUGGUACAAAGGCCUUCUUUUCGUAGUUUGUAUGGUUGCUGGUGCGCUACUAUUUGGAGGUUCUGUGAUUGGUUUAUGGCAUCUUUGGGGAAGACAAAAUUCUGAAAGGGAUGAAUAUAAGGAUGAUGGGAUAGAAGUUGACAGAUCACAGAAUGUUGAGACCGUGGCACCCAAAGAUAUCGAACCAGCGAAUCCCAACAGUUCAACUGUUUUUGUGUAUGGUUCAAGGCCAGACUUUGAAGAAAUAUUUGGAUCCGUAUCUAAAAAAUGGGGCAAUGUUGAUGUGGGUGUAAUCGUGUGUGGUCCACCUACUCUGCAGUCAAGUGUUGCAAAAGAAAUCCGAUCGCACAGUUUAUGCAGAGAGAAGCAUCAUCCAAUAUUCCAUUUCAACAGCCAUAGCUUUGAUCUGUAGCAGCUGCAUCUUCCUUCUAACUAUUACUACUCAAAAAAUGCAUACACCCUUCUGCGUAGCUUUGUAUAAAGAGCAGCGUAGCUUUGUAUAUAUGUAUGUGUAUAUAUAGGCUUUCAUUUUCGAAUAUGUUUUCUUAACCCACAUAUAUUUUACAUGUAGUUAUGGUUCAAUAUAUAUAAUAUAAAGAUAUGCUGUGCUAAAAAAUAA